GUAUGACGUCAUACACUUGCCCGCUUUAGGUGAUGGCCCGGAUGGGAGGCCGCUACCUCGUUUCCAUGACAACAGCGCAGCCUCAGCGAAUCUCUCUAGCAUCCAGUAUCUUAAUCAUCAGUCCUGAGUAAUGUGUAGUUUUGCGAUGUUGCCCAUUGCUGAUUUUCAGGAUUUGUGUGUUAUUGUUUUGCUACUGAAAUUUAUUUAUAAACAUGCUGUUAAUUAUAUCAGUUAUUUAGUUUAAAUAAAGUGGGUAACGCACUAUACUAGUAAACAAGCAAAGUAAAAACAUCUGAGAGAAUACGUAUUGUAAAAAGGAUAAAAACUUUCUGCAAGGUAAACAGACGAUUGCAAUUGUAUUUUAAAACUCUAUUAACAUUUCGACUUUACCUUUAUAGACAAAGUUUUCUAAGCGCACAUUUUACAUCUGGUUAUGAUUUUUUAAGGAUGCCCAAAAUAAAGGCAGCCUUUGGCUUUAAUGUUGAUGAUAAUGCACUAGACAGUUGAAAAUUUAAGGACACUUUCAGACAGAAAUUAUCAGUACUUUUCUUCGGUCGCAUGACAUUGCUAAGUGAGUGGGAUCUAGUUCCAGGCUAAUGAAAAUGGACGAACUUCUUCUGGUAGCUUCUUUGCUGCCAGAAGGACGAGAAAUUUUGUCAUGAAGACUCUUGCUAUGGACCCAGAUGACACCCUCAGCCAAGUCGAAAGCCUAGUGACAUUAAAAGUGUACAUUCCUGAUUUUCUUAUCCAAGAAAAUGUAUCUGUACAAUCCUGUGAUUUCAGAAUUGAUGAUGAUAAGAAGAAAAUUUACCCGUACAAUCCUAAAAACUUUCAGUUUCAAAAAGAUGAAUACAUUUGGGACAUUAAACAGCAUAUAAUUGAUUCUUUACCCAAGGAGUUAAAAGAAAGCUUUAAUUACGGAAUUUUUUGCCCGCCAAUCAAUGGCAAGGCUGGAAAAUUUCUUGAUGAACAAAGGCCUUUAGCCGAUUAUCCAUUUCAUUCUUCUGUAGGUUAUGUAGAACUAAGGUAUAAAAGACGCGUGUACAAAAUGAUGAAUGUUGAAGAAAAGCAAAUUAAGCAGCUCCACACCAGAGCUAACUUAAGAAGAAUGCUAGAACACGUAAAUAGUGGUCAAGUCGAAAAGAUAACCAAAAUGUGUGCUAGGGGAAUGGAUCCCAAUUUCCACUGUCCUGAAACUGGAGAAACACCUCUCACAUUUGCUACAACAUUAAAACAGUCUGCAAAAGUAAUAAUGGCAUUAAUUAAUGGUGGUGCCUUGCUAGAUUUUCGAACCAAAGAUGGCCUAACUGCCCUUCACAAAGCUGUUGAACGGAACAACUUAGAAGCUUUAAAGGUAUUCCAAGUUUAUUCUUUGAAACCAUUUUUGACAAUAAUAUUAAAAACUGUAAAGCAGCGUAAGAAUGUGCUUUUCUUUUUCUCGCUGAGCGUCGUGGCAGGAUGUUGA
Stegodyphus dumicola is the source of this 1465-nucleotide messenger RNA. RefSeq lists its product as uncharacterized. Gene Ontology annotation, molecular function: ionotropic glutamate receptor binding; synaptic receptor adaptor activity. The record is from RefSeq and is a predicted model, not a curated record. Gene Ontology annotation, cellular component: postsynaptic density; postsynaptic membrane; dendritic spine. Lineage: Eukaryota; Metazoa; Arthropoda; Arachnida; Araneae; Eresidae.